GUGUGCGGCUCCGAGACACGGGGGAGGCGGGAAACAAUAGCGGGAGGAACAGGCCCGGGCACUGAGGGGAGGAGUCAGGGGAAAAACCGGGGAAACGUGAGCUAAGUUGAGGACUCUAAGAGCAAGUUGAGUCUCGCAAGCGGUAAAGUCUCUGCUCCUGGAUUUACUAUGGCUGAUAAAGAGGCUGCGUUUGAUGAUGCGGUGGAGGAACGAGUUAUAAACGAAGAGUAUAAGAUAUGGAAAAAGAACACCCCUUUCCUGUAUGAUCUGGUGAUGACCCAUGCCUUGGAAUGGCCUAGCCUGACUGCCCAGUGGCUCCCAGAUGUCACAAGACCCGAUGGAAAAGAUUUCAGUAUCCACAGACUCGUCCUUGGGACACACACUUCUGAUGAACAGAAUCAUCUGGUGAUUGCUAGUGUGCAGCUUCCUAAUGAUGACGCUCAAUUUGAUGCAUCACACUAUGACAGUGAAAAAGGAGAGUUUGGAGGAUUUGGCUCUGUCAGUGGGAAAAUAGAAAUUGAGAUCAAAAUAAAUCAUGAGGGAGAAGUAAACAGAGCUCGUUACAUGCCACAGAAUCCAUGCAUUAUUGCUACAAAAACUCCAUCCAGUGACGUUCUUGUGUUUGAUUACACCAAACACCCAUCAAAACCAGAUCCUUCUGGUGAGUGUAAUCCAGAUCUCCGACUUAGAGGCCACCAAAAAGAGGGCUAUGGCCUAUCCUGGAAUCCUAAUCUAAGUGGCAACCUUCUUAGUGCUUCAGAUGACCAUACAAUAUGCCUUUGGGAUAUCAGUGCUGUACCUAAGGAGGGCAAAGUGGUGGAUGCAAAGACCAUUUUCACAGGGCACACUGCAGUGGUUGAGGAUGUGUCUUGGCAUUUAUUGCAUGAAUCUCUCUUUGGAUCAGUUGCAGAUGAUCAGAAACUGAUGAUCUGGGACACCCGAUCAAACAACACAUCAAAGCCCAGCCACUCUGUGGAUGCUCACACAGCUGAAGUCAACUGUCUGUCAUUUAACCCUUACAGCGAGUUCAUAUUGGCAACUGGGUCAGCUGACAAGACUGUUGCAUUAUGGGACCUACGCAAUCUGAAAUUAAAGUUGCAUUCAUUUGAAUCUCACAAAGAUGAAAUUUUCCAGCAGGUCCAGUGGUCCCCACAUAAUGAGACCAUCCUGGCAUCCAGUGGAACUGACCGUAGACUAAAUGUUUGGGAUUUAAGUAAAAUUGGAGAAGAGCAGUCUCCUGAAGAUGCAGAAGAUGGUCCCCCUGAACUUCUGUUUAUCCAUGGUGGUCACACAGCCAAGAUAUCAGACUUCUCAUGGAAUCCUAAUGAACCAUGGGUGAUCUGUUCUGUAUCUGAGGAUAAUAUCAUGCAGGUCUGGCAAAUGGCGGAGAACAUUUACAAUGAUGAAGAUACAGAGGGUGGUGUUGAUCCAGAGGGUCAAAGUUCCUAGACAUUGCUAUACUGUCCUGUUUCUUGCAAAAACAGACAUUGUGUCUUCUGCAUCCAGCACUUGGACAUUGGCCAUUCAUUGCCGCACAGAGCUGCUUCUGGCUCCUCGUUUUCCCCAGCCUUCUCUAAUCUCGCUUUUACUGGUUUUGUGAGGAAUCCCCUUUUAUUUUAUAUAUAUAUAUAUGGUUAUUUUAUAUAAAAUUCUCAUUUUAACCAUGUAUCUGCUGCCAAGGAGUUUUUAGAAGCAAGGAGGGGUAGAGAGCUCAUCGUCUGACACAGUCUGGAUAUCCCCAGUGCCUUCCACUGCAUCUGAUAUAAAGAACUAUUCAGGACCAACACUGUUGCGUUUAAACAUUCCUCCCAAUCCUAUAUCCAAGCCCUUCCUAAGGACUGACAAUUAGCAUUUCUUGUCAUUCUUUUAACUAGCCUUUUAUUGUUUGAAUUGGGGCUGCCCUGUACCAAACGGUGAUCUUCAGAAGUUUUUUUUUUUUCCUGAUAUUUAGAUGCAGCCAACUGAAUCAAAACAUUUGUUUUCAUAUGAGGUCAAAGAAUUUCCCAUUAAGCAAAAAUAUUGAGUGUUUUAAGGCCAAUUUCACUCAAAUGUUAAUAUGCAACUUCUGUUUUGUGUACAGACUAACAUUAGAUGGAGGAGUCAAUAGCGGACUGCACCCUGAAACUUUGAUGAAUCCCUAUUUUGACUAUAUUAUAAAUAUAUCCUCUCCUAUCUAUGUGUCUUGAUACUUGUGCUUGACAUUUUUAUAGGGGAGAAAGAGGCGUGCCCCUUGUAAGGGCUCAGAUUGUCAAUUCGCACAGCACCUCACAUGUAAUAAAAAUGUUUGUUUUGUU
Xenopus tropicalis (tropical clawed frog) is the source of this 2294-nucleotide messenger RNA. RefSeq names its product retinoblastoma binding protein 4 (gene rbbp4). The transcript has 12 exons. Gene Ontology annotation, cellular component: nucleus. The record is from RefSeq and is a predicted model, not a curated record. NCBI's taxonomy places the organism in Eukaryota, Metazoa, Chordata, Amphibia, Anura, Pipidae. The coding region runs from base 169 to 1449 and encodes 426 amino acids.